CAAAAAUUUGAGUUCUCAAAUACAUAUCAUCAGAGAGAAAUAUUAAAAGAUAAACCAAAUAGCAUUUUACCAUCUCGAAAAGUCGCUAUGUAGUUUCUACUUUCUACGUCCACAUUCACGUCCACGAUGAAAUAGAUAUGAUGGCGCUGUGAAUCAGCAUAAUUUGUUUCAGAAAUCAGUAUUCAGUUUCAGUAUUCAGUUAUUCAGUAGAUCGUAGAUCACUGGCAUGACUCGACUGCUUUCAGUCUUCCCUAGUACUACUUAGAUAUAUAGAUGAAAAUUAUCUUCGACUCGGCGUUAACCGAUGCGUUUGUGUGCGGGACAACCGGUUCACGACGAACUCAAAGGCGGACUGACCGAUGGCGAUGACGUUGAUUCUGUGCAAACCACCAAGACUUUCCCUCGUUUGACAGGCUGAGACCGCCGAGAUAAACUGGUCGAACUGCAUGCUCUGUAACAUAUGCCGUAAUAAAAAAGUAUUUUAACAGUCCGAUUACGUCUGAGCGUGACUGCGCACAUUUUGUCGGGAAUCAGAUAGUAGAAAAGGAGAAGACUCCUUCCCAGUGAACUGAGUAACUGACAGCCAACGCUGCAAAUUGUUAUUGGUACCUCGAUUCUUUCAUUUGCCAAUAAAUAAGGAACAGAAAUGGCUCUACCGCUUACGAGCGAUUAUUUGGAAACCUAUUCCGGCAGAGACAAGAUGCUGAGAACUCUCUCUUAUACUGCAAAGCUUCUUACUGUAUGUACAUCGUCCAAGAAUACCGAGAAGAAGCUCAAGACCUUUGGGAGCCAGAUGAGCGAGUGCAGAGUGAUGUUGCGCUUGCUAGAUGACCUUCCGACGCUUCACUGCGUGAUGACAUACGGAUGGGGAAAGCAGGAACCUGACUGGUUGAUUAGAUGGAGCCAAGUGAUACAAAAUGUAGUAGACGUUAUUUAUUCUCCCAUAGAGACCAUUGCUUGGGCUGGCCAGCAUAAUAUAGUGUCGAUCAAUAAUGACAAAUGGGAUCUUGCUACAACUUGGUUUUGGAUAGUUUCUCUACACCUGUCCUUACUGAAAUCGCUGAGACUAUUACGAAAGCUUCAUAAAUACAAAAUAGAAUUGGAAAGAAGUGAUCCUAGUAAGCGAACCUUGUUGAAAGGCCUCAACGAGCAACGGCAAAAUGCGCUAUUGACAUGCACGCGCACUGUGCUGGAUAUUUCUUAUGCGAUCAGUUAUUUACCUCCGGGAGUACUUUGGGGAGGCCGUUUAAAAACGUGGCACGUUGGAGCACUUGGUACAAUAUCGUCGUUAAUUGGGCUUUAUCAAGCUCUUAGCCGGCAAAUAAAAAGUUAAAAAUAUUUCUAAUGAUUAUCGGAGAAAGGUCUUAUCGUUAAAGUGUGGGUGAUUGUGUGUGUAUAUAUAUAUUAUCUUCAUAAUAAUUGUCUUGCAAAUUUCUGAAAGCCUCUGCGGCUUCUUGCAGCGACUUUUUAAGAUGUGCUUCCACUGGCGCGCUUAUUCCUUGUAAUUGCUUAUCUAAACUUUUACCAGAUUCAGAUCCUAAAUCUAGAAUAUAGAAUAUAUCUUCUAUUAAUUUGCUAUUUUAUUUUUUGUUACGAUUUAUAAAAAAUAAUUACGAUCAUUGCUCAUGAAUAUUGUAUAUAAUGUAUUGUAUAUAUUAUGGAUAACUGCGUUGUACAUGCAUUGGCAAUAUUAAAUAAAAAAAUGUUACAGAAGAAAAAUAUAUCGA
Molecule: messenger RNA, 1727 nt
Organism: Temnothorax curvispinosus
Lineage: Eukaryota; Metazoa; Arthropoda; Insecta; Hymenoptera; Formicidae
Gene: Pex11c
Product: peroxisomal membrane protein 11C
Exons: 5
Coding region: 647-1333 (228 amino acids)
Biological process (GO): peroxisome fission
Cellular component (GO): peroxisomal membrane
Source: RefSeq, a predicted model, not a curated record